Messenger RNA from Chlamydomonas reinhardtii, 3725 nucleotides. RefSeq lists its product as uncharacterized. Bases 412 to 3516 code for a protein of 1034 amino acids. The record is from RefSeq and is a predicted model, not a curated record. Gene Ontology annotation, cellular component: intracellular membrane-bounded organelle. Lineage: Eukaryota; Viridiplantae; Chlorophyta; Chlorophyceae; Chlamydomonadales; Chlamydomonadaceae. Gene Ontology annotation, biological process: magnesium ion homeostasis. The transcript has 11 exons.
GAUGCCCGCGCUUCGCCUUCCCCUGUCUUCCUUACCUUCCGCACCCUUUUCCGCUCUUGACUAGGGCCGCGUUACGCACGUUGCCCCACGCUUCCCCCGCUUUUUAACGGCAAGCCAUCGCGCUGCGGAGCUGGGAAGUUUUACUUGCUGCAGUGUCCACCAUAUUCUUUCUUUGUCAGCUAUAGCUGCAAUACCGCAGUUGGGCAGGCCGGUGGGUCUGCGCCUGGAGUAGGUGUGCAGCUGCCUGGUGAACUCUUUACCAGCUCUUAAAUUGUGUCGCUUGGACAAAGGCUCCUCACCACAACAAUUGCCUCACCGGUUCUGCUUACAUUUACAAAGCUUUAGGCGAGGUCAGACCGGGCACGUUCUUUUCCUCGCCGACCGGUGCCGACCCAACCCGACGACGGCGCCAUGGUGGCGAGCGACUUGUCACAGAGUCAGGUCGCCAUCUACGCGUGUGUGUCUGUGGCGCUGAUCAUGCUAUCGGGGCUGGUGAGCGGCCUCACGCUGGGGCUGCUGUCGCUGGACAAGCUGGACCUGGAGGUGGUGAAGCGCAGUGGCAGCAGCACGCACCGGCGGUGGGCGGCGCGGGUCAUCCCCCUGGUCGCCAACCCGCACAUGCUGCUGGUGUCGCUGGUGCUCAUCAACGCCGCCUGCAACACCUCGCUUCCCAUCUUCCUUGACAACCUGGUCACGCCCGGAGUGGCCAUUGUGCUGUCCACUACCGCUGUGCUCAUCUUUGGAGAGAUUGUGCCACAAGCAGUGUGUGCCAGGCACGGCAUUGCGAUUGGCGGGGCGCUGAGCUGGGUGGUUCGCUUCAUUGUGUUUGUGACGAGCCCCAUCAGCUGGCCGAUUGGCAAGCUGCUGGACUGGGUGUUGGGCCCUCAUGAGGCGGGGCUGCACGGCCGCCGCCAGCUCAAGGCGCUGGUGGCGCUGCACGGCAAGCAUGAGGGGCUGGGGGGCCGCCUCAGCCAGGACGAGACCAAGAUCAUCCGCGGCGUGCUGGACCUGCAUGGCAAGGACGCCGCCGCCGCCAUGACGCCGUUGGACCGCGUGUUCGCGCUGCACGCGGACGCAGUGCUGGACAGGCGCACGCUGGCUGCAGUGCUGCGCACGGGGCGCAGCCGUGUGCCCGUGUGGCGGCGCGGUGAGAGCGGCUACCCGGAGUUUCUGGGCGUCAUGCUGAUUAAGGAGGUGCUGCAAAAGGUGGACCCGUCAGCGGGCGUGCGCGCCGGCGACGCACCGCUCCGCCCGCUGCCGCACUACGGCGCCCGCACCUCGCUGUUCGACCUGCUGCGCUUCUUCUCCAGCGGCCGCUCCCACAUGGCCGUGCUCACGGCGCCGCCGCACCAGGUGGCGGCGCUGCUGCGGAGGGCGCGCUCCUGCCCCUCUGCCAGCAGCACACGGGGCAGCGAUGAGAGCAGCAGCAGCAGCAGUAGUGGCAGCAGUAGUGGCAGCAGUAGUGGGUCGGAACGGCAUGACGGCAGCAGUAGCAGCAGUAGCAGCGGCAGUAGCAAUUCGACCGGGGACAGCAGUAGUAGCAGCAGCAGCUCCACUGACAGUGACAGCGAAAGUGAGGGUGGCAGAGGCUCGCGGCGGCGGCGGCGUCGCCGGCGCCGCCGCCGGUCCAGUAGCAGCAGCCGCAGCAGCCCCAGCAUCGCUAGUCAUGACACCACCGCCACCGGGCGGACAGGUGCGGCGCCCGCGAACAGGCAGGGCUGGCUCAGCCGAGUCAGCCGAGCCACUGGCGGUGGCGGCGGCAGCACGAGGUUGAGCAUGGCGCGCGGCUCCGACGCCGGACAGACGCCAUCGCAGCCGCCACAGCCGCUGCCUCCGCCACCCGCCAGCGUGUCGCGGCCGUGGCGUGUGGCUGAGAAGCGCAUGCGGGCAGUGUUGCGGUUCAUGGCGCCCGGGCGCCGCAACAAACACCACCAUCACCAUCGCCACCGGCACAGUCACAGCCACAGCUCCGCGCACCCGGGGACGGGCGGUGCGGGAGCCAGCGAGCCGGGGGCCAGCGUGGCGGAUGUGGAGACGGGGCUGGGGCACGCCGCAGCAGACCAAGACCAGCCCCAGCUGCCGGCGGCCUUGGCGGCCUCAACGCACAGCGGCCCCACGCCGGCGGCGCUGAAAGCGGCGCCGUCCAUUAGCUCGAUAGAGCUGGUGCAGAACUGGCGGCAGGCGCAGCGACUUGACUCCCUGCAGGAGCUGGCGUCGCCGCAACGGGAGGGCAGGUGCCACUCCACUGGCAGCGCCUCCACAGCCGUGGGGCCGCCCGGUGACGGCCUGAGUGGGAGCGAGGUAGGAGAGCUGGCGGCGGCGGCGGGUGUGAGCACUGGAGCGAUCACAGCAGCAGUGGCGCCGGCGACGCCGCCAGCAGCUGUGGCGGUGGCAGCGGCGGCGACGGCGGGGGACCUGGCCGUGCAGCAACUGACGCGGACGGCGGCGGCGGCGAUUUUGCGGGAGCGGGAGAGCCCGGUGGACACGCCACGGGUGGUGCUGUCUGAGCUCUCAUCACCUGCAAAGCCGCGGGGGCUGGGCACGGCCGCCGGGUCUCCCACGGGCAGUCAGCAGGGUGCGGCCUUGCCGCGGCAGUCGACAGGGCGGUCGUCGACUCAGGGUGAUGCGGCCGCGCAAGGGAUGGGUGAGCACCGCGCGGCCGCAGCGCAUGCACGGCCGCGCAUGCGCCACCACUACCGCAGUGGCAGUGAAGGGGGCAGCGGCAGCGGCCUGGGCCGAGCAGCCCAGGCGGCCACGCCCGCAGUCAUGCACAUGCACCACCGGCGCAUCACGGCGGCAGCACUGCCUGGGGGCAGCACCAGCACCACCACGGCGGAUGCUGCAGCUGCUGCUGCUGCUGCUGCUGCCGGCGCCCCUGGUGCUGCCGGCGCCCCUGGUGCUGCCGGCGCCCCUGGUGCUGCUGGCGCUCCCGCCACACGGCAGCGCACCUCCCCUGCCGCGGCAAUGCACAGACACGCCACGUCAGCCACCUACUCCCAGCUGCGCAGCCUGCGGGCGUACGGCGCCCACGGCGGUCUGUGGCAAACGCUGCAGCACCCACAGCCGCCGCCGCAGCCUGUGCCACAGCCACAUCCGCUGCCACAGCAGCGCCCGGAGCACGACCCGGCAGCUGCUGAGAUGCGCACCAAGGGCGCCUCUGCGCGCCCCGACGGAGCUGCGGCUGCAAACGGUGUGGCGGGGACGGGCUGGGGCACCAUGGCUCGCGUCUCCCGGCGGUCCGGCCUGGCAACGAUCUCCUGCCCUGCCCUCGCAUCGCCGCCCGCGGGGCCCUGGGAUGACGAGCAGCUGCCGUCUGUUGCCGGUGGCGGUGGCGGUGGCGCCGGUGGCGGUGGCGGUGGCGGAAGCGGUCGUGUGGCGGCUAUGCGUGUGCCUGUGGGCAUCAUCACUCUGGAGGACGUGAUUGAGGAGCUUGUGCAGGAGGAGAUCCUGGAUGAGACGGACCCGGCGGACCCAGCCGCCGGUGAGGCCCCGGAGCCCCUGCCUACGCGCUCGUAGCGGCUGCCAUCUGGCCUGGCAGCUGACACAGGCAGACGUGAGAGUAACUACGGCAGUCACAUAAAAACAGUGCUGCCAUGUGACAUGCAAAAAUGGAUAAAGCAGAAGAAAUUGCGUGUGCAGCUUUGAUGAGACCUAGGGUGGAAGGGAUAUGGCUUGUGUGUGUGUCUGUGCGGCAGGACAAGGCAAGUGAAGCGAGCCGAAUCGAG